Molecule: messenger RNA, 7990 nt
Organism: Leptidea sinapis
Lineage: Eukaryota; Metazoa; Arthropoda; Insecta; Lepidoptera; Pieridae
Gene: DnaJ-6
Product: dnaJ homolog subfamily B member 12
Exons: 7
Coding region: 189-1262 (357 amino acids)
Biological process (GO): cellular response to misfolded protein
Cellular component (GO): endoplasmic reticulum membrane
Molecular function (GO): Hsp70 protein binding
Source: RefSeq, a predicted model, not a curated record
ACUGUGUUGAGUGUUGACAUCUAAAUAAGGGUCAUUUGUAAUUAUAAUUAAUUUUAAUUUAUUCUUUAUCAUUAUAUUUAAAUAAUUAGGUAAUAUAAAUUUGCAUCACAUAGUCUUAAUGAUUUAACAAAUUUAAGCAAAAACAAUUUUGCAUUUGACUAUUAAUAGUCGCAUUUGUGCUUCGAAACAUGACCAUCGAAGGCAACAAGGACGAAGCAGAAAGAUGCAUAGAGAUUGCGCAAAAUGCAUUCUCUAUCGGAAACUACGAAAAAGCGGAGAGGUUUCUAAUGAAAGCUGAGCGUUUAUACCCCACAGCGAGGGCUAAGGAUCUCCUUACAGUUGUCCGAGCAGCUAUUCCAUCGGGAACUUCAAAAAAAACUCCCCCUGGUACUCCUGAUGAUGUACGACGUAGAAAAGCGCCCCCUCCUCAAGCACCCCAAAAGGAGUACUCCACAGAGCAGCUAGAAGCUGUGAGAAGGAUCAAUACAAAGUGCAAGGAUUAUUAUGAAAUACUUGGUGUAAGCAAGGAGGCGACGGACUCUGAUGUGAAGAAGGCGUACAAGAAGUUGGCUUUACAGCUCCACCCGGACAAAAACCACGCCCCCGGGGCCGUGGAAGCCUUCAAAGCAAUCGGCAACGCUGCUGCCGUGUUGACAGACCCUGAGAAGCGGAAGCAUUAUGACCUGAGGGGUCACGAAGUUCCAACACAAGCCACGCACACUCACCACCAGUACUAUGCGCGCGGCUUCGAGAGUGACCUCACCGCUGAGGAGUUGUUCAACAUGUUCUUCGGAGCAACCGCGUUCCCUGGGGCUGGCCCGGCGGCUUACACGAGGCGCCGCGCCCGCGAGCCCGAGCAGAGGGACGGCCACGGUGGGCUGGUGCAGCUACUGCCGGUUGUCGUCCUGGUGCUGCUCUCCAUGAUGUCGGGCCUCUUCAUCAGCGAGCCUGUGUUCAGCCUCACGCCCACCGCCAAGUACCCGAUACCCAGGGAGACUGUCAACUUGAAGAUUCCAUACUACGUAAAGGACAAUUUCCACACAGAUUACCAGGGUUCGUUGAGAAGACUGGAGAUGGCAAUCGAAGAAGAAUAUAUAGGUAAUUUGCGUCACGCGUGCCAACGCGAGCGUAAUUACCGCGACAACAUGGCGUGGAAGGCGCGCAACUUCGGAGACACCAACCAGUACGCCGAGGCGCAGCGCAUGCGCAUGCCGAGCUGCGAGAAGCUGUCCAAGUACCAGCGAGAUCCAUAUGGAAAAUAACAGAAAUCAUCAUCAUCAUCUUGUCAAAUUAAGGGUUAAGGUAGUGUUUCGCCUGGCUGGUUCGUCCUUCGAAUUUACAGCCACCAGUCAAUAGCUGAGUAGAGUAAAAAUAUUGCAUACUGUUUUAUUCGCGCGUGUCAGCUCUGAGUAGGUAUCCAAUAAGUACAAGUAGAUCGUGGUGUGCGUAGACUAAUUUAACAAUGUGUUACUAGUCCACCGCAGAUACAAAUUGAGUACGAUUUUAAACUAUGGACUAAGUGAUAUUGUAUACAAUUGAUACAGAUUUAAUUGAAAAUAAUAAAAAAAUUGGCUACAAAAACAACAUUGAAAAAAUUAUAAAAAACUUUUUUGUUCACAAUAAUAAUUGUUCUUAUAAGAUACUUACAGCUAUUUAAAAUUGGUAUUAUUUAGUUUAAACAAUUUCUUAUGUUUGUAAAGUGAUAUCCCUCACUUCUAGGAUUAAUACACAAAUAAAACAACCUCAGAGAUGUGCAAAGCAUACAAGAUUUUAUGACGAUACGUCGCUCGAACGGUUAGCUCAGUUUGCAGAGCACUGGCACGGAACGCCAGAGGUCGUGGGUUCGAGCCCCGCAUCGUUCAUAAGAUUUUGUUUUCAAAUUUUAUUUGUGUGUUAUUUAGUUUAUUUAUUAAUUGUACGGGUAGCAGACCAAGAGCUAAGUUAGUUUAGUUUCGCUCGAAUAGCUGACACUGUUUCAUAAUUAUGUAAGCUAACUUAAAUAUGCGAAGCUUAGAGUAGUUGUGCUAUUUGACUUUCACUUGUGUGGUGCGCACGGUCGUCGGUGAGUUUUCACUUAGUUUUUGGUGUUCACGGGACAUUUUUUAUUAAACAAUUUGUUAUGUUUUGAAAAUAAUAACCCUCACUUCUAGGAUUAAUCUACAAAUAAAAUUUGAAAAUUUAUGAGCGAUGCGGGGCUCGAACGCCUGGCGUUCCGUGCCAGUGCUCUUCCAACUGAGCUAACCGUUCGAGUGACGUAUCGUCAUAAAAUCUUGUAUGCUUUGCUCAACUCUCGCGAAGCGACAUCUCAAGUCAAUUUCCUGAUAUGCAAAUAUUGGGGUUGUGUGGUUAUCAACUGUAAAGUAGAUCCUGUAGACGUCGCCACAACCUGAGAGUUGAACAAAGCAUACAAGAUUUUAUGACGAUACGUCACUCGAACGGUUAGCUCAGUUGGGAGAGCACUGGCACGGAACGCCAGAGGUCGUGGGUUCGAGCCCCGCAUCGUUCAUAAAAUUUUGUUUUCAAUUUUUUUUUCUGCAUUUUUAUUAGUUUAUCUUAGCUUAACUAAGCUGGCUUAGCUUGGGAACAGCUUAGUUUUUCGGUCUGCAAUCCGCAUUAGCAAUAACCAACAAGAAUCAACAAUUACAAAUAAUAUUGUAUAUAAAUCAACAUCUAAGUGUUAUUGCACUAACAGGCAACGACCACUUGCAAAUUUUAGGUAGGUUAAUAAUUUUAUGAUUUAAAUUUUGCACCAUAAUUUAUUACAUACAUUAUAUACAUUAAAUUUUAUUAGGAUAAUGUUUAGUGGAAAUUUAUUAUAAUUAAUAAAAAUAUAUAAAUAACAAAAAAAUGUUAGAUUAUAAAUGUAUAUGAUUAUUCACUACUAAAUAUUCUUGUUUAGAAAAAUUUGUUGAAGUUUGGUGUGUUUUUUUUUAUGAAAAUAAGGGAUGAGACGAGCAGGACGUUCGUAAUUGAUACGCCCUACCCAUUACAACGCAGUGCCGCUCAGGAUUCUUGAAAAAUCCAAAUAUUCUGAGAGGCACUACAAUUGCGCUCGUCACAUUGAGACAUAAGAUGCUAAGUCUCAUUUGCCCAGAAAUUUCACUAGCUCCGGCGCCCUUCAGAUCGAAACACAGUAAUGUUUACACAUUACUGCUUCACGGCAGAAAUAGGCGCCGUUGUGGUAGUUUAAUUACAAAUACGUAUUAUUUUAUCAAUAUUUAACAUGAAUUUAUUUAUUCAUUAGCUUUUCAAGGGAUACAUACAGUACGAUAAAUUAUUAUAUUAGAAAACAUAUAAAAUUAGUUCUAAAAGCAAUUUCGAUCGAUUUAGCCGAUCUAAAUAAAUAAUGUUAGUAAUGUCUCACGAAAGAUUUAAUAAUUUAAUUGAAAUUUCUAAUUAUUUAAUUGGUUUUGGAAUAUACGUGAAUCAUAUAAGAUUUGGUUUAGUUAUAAGGCUGUAGUGAAUAUGUAGCAUGUAUGGAUGACGUAAUCAACAUACUUACUUGUAACAUCGUGGGUUAGGUAGCACGUAGGUGCUCUAACCAGUCUGUUGCAUACUGUGUACCGUGUUGGGUGUUUGUGGUAAAUAAAUAACCUGUUCUCGAUUGGCAUCACACAACUGACUUUUACUUGCAUUUCUAAAUAGCCUUCUGAUCUCUAAAGAACAAUAGUGAUAGUGCAGAUUAAGAGAGUGACUCCUACAUUGAGGUUAUUUAUUUACCACAAACACCUUACACGGUACACAGUAUGCAACAGACUGGUUAGAGCACCUAAGUGCUACCUAACCCACGAUGUUACAAGUAAGUAUGUUGAUUACGUCAUCGUUACGUCAUCAUACACGCUACAUAUUCACUACAAGGCUGUAUUUAAAAAGCGUCUAAGUAGCCCAAAAGCUUUUCUUUAUAUUGUUAUAAAUGAGACAUCGGUUAAGAGCGCUGGGGCCGUACUCUCCCACAUCGUCCAUUAAUUUUGGUACAAAAUUUUAGUCUUUGGGUUGUUUAGUCAGUAGUUUAAGGUUUGGAGGUUUUGACAAAUAUCACUGUUAAUAAUAUAAAAGGCAAUAUGUAAUUUUUUGCUAUAAGUCACUGACUUGGAUAAAUACCACUGGACAGGUGUUCCAUAUGUUUGACAGCAAAUUUUGGUGCGCAUUUGAAGCGCCACUCGCGAGCGUCGAGAGAACUAAUUUUGACGUAUAAUACAAAUGGCUGAAGUAUUUUUAAAUUUUGAAUUAAUUUCGUUCGUUUUUCGUGUUAUUUAUACUUCAACAAUCAACGUUAUAAAGUAGAUACACAUUUUUUUUUUGUAAAUAGUUUCCAACUAUCAAUGUUGUCCACUAGGUUGUCAUCACUAGUUUUAGUACCGCAGACUCUCGCUACAUGGCCAACAGCGCCAAAAUGGCGAAUAUCAAACAGGCACAAGAGCACUUUGACAGCCGCAAGUCCAGUGGUAUAUAGUAGAGGUCAGUGUCUAAUAGUACAUUAUAUGUACGAACGAGGGGAAAAACCCAUAUACUUAGAAUAUACUAUCAUACAUGACAGCCCGAAAAUGUGUGAUCGAUUUUGAUUUGUCAAUCUAUAUUAUUAUUAUUAUAAAGAGGAAAGAUUUGAUUGUUUGUUUGUUUGCAUUGAAUAUGCUCCGAAACUAUUGAACCGAUUUGAAUAAUUAUUUCACUGUUAGGAAGCUACACUAUCCCCGAGUGACAUAGGGUAAAUUGUAUUUAAAAAAAAAAUGGGUUCCUUGCUAAAAUUCUAAUAAUGUAACCCAAGGUGUGAAAAAAAUACCUUAAAUAUUCUUUAAAUCGCGCGUGCUGCGAAAAGUAUCAAUGAUAAAAUAAAAUAAAAAAACUACGACGUAAGUUCAUUAAUUUUAAAAAUUUAAUUGAAAUGUCGUGCUCAGUCCUGUGUGUAAGCAUACGAAGUCGCAGGUAUCAGCUAGUAUUCAAUAUACCGAGGAGCUAAUUCCGAGCGUGGCUGACUGUUUACGACUUGUCAAUCAAAAUCGGUAACAUUAAUAAUAUAUCCGUUUUUCCUUUUCUAUCUUGCUAUAUCUCCGUUAGUGAUGUUCUUCUCUCUCGCACGCUCUGUGGUCUAAGCGCUAGUAUAUUGUAAGUUAAUACCGCUUUCAAUAUCAACAAUAGUAUUGACCACUUCUUUAAAACAUAUUAUAAUCAUAUACAACUUUAACCCCCUUAUUCAUAAUGGUCCGCUAAUAUUAAACAGCCGCUAAGGAGUGUUUUUUCUCAUUCUGACUUAGGUCAAUAGAAGAAGAUUAGAGUAAGAAUUAGCAAUGCUUUAAGUUAGCAGACUAUUAUGAAUAAUUGGGUAAAUGUACACCCUUGUAUUUAUAUUAUAUCUCAAUAAUUAAAACACACGAUAAUAAAAUUGUAUAACAUAAACACGAAAACACUGAAUCACCCACACCCUUACUCAACUACACUAUAUAUAUAUACACACACAUACACCUCUUAAAUAAUAUUAUUAUUAAAGUAUGUAAUAAUACUAGCAUAAAAUAACAAAUGAUGCAUACUUAUUAAAGUUUUGUAACUAUUAUUCUUAAUCCUAAAUUGGCAUUAUUUAAAAUUAUUUAUUAGUCUAUAUGGUAUACAAAGUUGUUGGAUUAUUAGUAAAUAAAUAAAUAUACUAGUUAGUGGCAUGUGCGCUUAUUUUAGUAUUAGGAUAUUGAAAAUAAUUAAGAAACGUUUGUGUGGUAAAGGUUACUAUAACAUAAAUGACUUUUUAAUGAUGCCACACAUUGGGAAUGGAGCGCCCUCAGGCUAUUAAAUAAUAAGUUUUAUUGUACUAUAUUACUUUGUAAACAUAUUUUUUGAUGAAAAAAAAGCCCGCUGAGUUUGUUACGCCCAUUCUUCUCAGGUCUGAGGCAUCCUUUUUGGAAUGGGCGGUAGUUUUUUACUUGCAAUAAGUGAUGUCACAUCCUAUUUUAAAUAAAACUAUUUGAAUUUGAAUUUGGACAAAAAGAAAUUGGCAAUUGUAGAGACUGCCGAUAGAAGUGAAAACUUAGAACCAAAGAGGAUGUAAAUACUACAGUAUAUACAUAGAACUUCUAGUAUUAAAAUUUCGUAAGGAUUAAAAACAAUUAAAUUAUUAAUUUCAAUUUAUUUUUCAAACUUAUUUUCUAUAAUAUAUUAAUCAAACAAAAACUCUAUUUCAACAAUGCACAGUAUAUACACAUUGAGCUUUUCACUAAAACCAUUCAAUUUCACGUAAAAGAUAUACACAGCACUAAUGUUGCACAAUACGUCCGCUGUAUAGCUACAGAUAUACUGCUGUAAAAGUUUCGGUGACGCGAACUCACGAGAUUUCAACCAUCCAAAGAGUCUAAUUAUGUUAUACAUUUAUAUGUUUACUUAUAUUUAUUAAUCGGCUGCGCCAGUCAUGUGCAAGUUUUCACUUCAAAAAUGCAUAUAUUACAAAGUAUCAUAUCAAUUCGAUCCAUGUUUCAAAAUAUAAAAUUCACUGCCACCAGCGCCACCUAUCCGGUACUAACCUAACUAGUGGCCAUGUCGUCCUUUAUAUGUGUGCAAACUUUCAUUUUUAAUUGAUCUAACGGUUCUCGAUUUUACGUGAACUUACACACUUUCUCUUUUAUAUAUAUGAUAAAAUUUCACGUCUCGAAGAAUGGCUUUAACGGUUUGGACCAAAUUUUGCAAUAAGAUAAGCUUUUGCUUUAUAAGGUAAUCUAAGUGGUGUGAUCUUAUAUAAAACGAUUUUAACGCCAUCUCUUAAAUUUAUGAGGUAACAAUUAUUGCUUUUACAUUUAUUACAUGUCAGUGAAUAGACAAUUUUUUUUUAAUAAUUUUAAUAAAAUGAUUUCAACUAAAAUAAAAUAUGUAUGAAUGACAAAUUCAUCAAAUUAAAAUUCAAGCACCCAAUAAUUAUUUAAAUGUUAUGAAUAAAUUGAUAUCUUUAGUCUAAAUAAUUGUAUGUGUAAAAUAAUUAUGGAAUACCCCUAAGUAACGCCCAAUUCAAAUUUACUCGCCCCAGAAUUAAAAUUUCACCCAUUAAAAAUUUCGCUAAACCAAAAACAUGCAAGUCGAAAAAUUAAUGUUUAAUUAACACUUAGAUCAUUUAUAAGUCUAGAUUCUAGAAUGUUAUGACAGCUGUGAAAACGUUGAAAAAAGUUGAGGUUGACUGUUACCCUCUAUUUUGAGCAAUGCACGCACACUAACACAAAGUGUCAUACAAAUCGCCAGUGUAAGCAUGUCACGCACACUAAAUUAAUUAACCUGGUCUGUUUUAAUCGGUUGUCUCACUGCUAGACUAUCUAGAUGUAUAAAUUAAGAAGAAACUAAGCCUUGCCUGCCUCUAAACAGAUUUAUUCUUAUUGCUUAUUCUUUAAUAAUGUCGCCCUGGGUAGGUUCCCAAUGAACGCAGUGUGCGUAAACUAGUUUUCAAUGUGUUACAAAUCCACCGCAUCUGCGAACUGAGUACGAAUAAAAAUGAAUCUUAUUAGCGAGCUGCUAAAGUUGUUAUUUCUUUAAAACGUUUUACUUAGUGAAUCUUAUGUAUUACUGUGUGUUGUAUUCCGCUUACGUUUAUUUCUUCUCUACGCUCUUUUCUCUUUUGCUUAGUAUAGGGGUAAAAGGGAUUUUAAAUGUUUUUAUUUUACGCUUAGAGAAUUUAUACGCCUAGAUGGAGCCUCUUGCAGUUAGGUAGCGCAUGACAAGAGGUAUAUUACUUUAGUGUGCGUAACAAGCUACGUCUUACACUCGCGAUACGUCAACCACUUUGUUUUAGUGUGCGUGCGUUGACGAAAAUAGAGGUUAACUGUUAGCCGCUAUUUUUUCGUUGUGUUCAUAGGUGUCACAGUAUCUAGACGUAUAAAUUAUUUAAAAUUUUACAUUAUUGAAUUGAAUAUUGUGGCCAGUACUGUCGUUGGGAGUAAUGAUUUGUACUAUUAUGGGUGUUAUAAAUUAUAUUUAUUGUUAUAAUACUUAUUAAGAAUCCCUAUCCAAAUAAAGGUUACUGUAAAUA